Molecule: messenger RNA, 2980 nt
Organism: Miniopterus natalensis
Lineage: Eukaryota; Metazoa; Chordata; Mammalia; Chiroptera; Miniopteridae
Source: RefSeq, a predicted model, not a curated record
AGAGGCCGCUGCAGGCCCCUGUUCGGGCUGUAGUAAGCGGCUGCGGGGACCCGCGGGCCUGGGGAGCCGGCGGUGCUGAGAGGUCCCUGUGGGGAACUCUGGGAUUUCUGGGCCUCCAACCAUGCAGCAUCUGGCCCUGCCCCUGCUGGACUGCCCCAGGCCUGACCAAGAGCCCCUGCGGGUCCUUUCUGAACCUCACUGGGGACAUCUGACCUCGCAUCCCUGACACUGGGCAUCGCCGGCAGCCCUGGAAGAACCGUCUUCCAGGUUGGCUUGGCUGCCAUUGUCAGUGAGGGCUGGCCCCUGGACUAUGCCGUCCAAGUCAGCCUGCUUGGGGUGCUCAGAAGUGACUCCCAAGCAGCCCACUGCCCACGGCCAACUGCAUCCUGAAGGCAGAAUGCUCAAGGGGCAAGUUCUAAACACAGACAAAGACCUGGCUCCCUGCCCAGGGUCCCCUCCUACAGACAGCUGUCCCAGCCCUCAGAAGAGCCCAGUGGUCCCUCUGGACAUUCCAGCAAAAAUCAGCAAUGAAGACCCACAGGCUAAGGCAAAACCCUUCACCCCGAAGCCACCAACGAGGCCCAGGCUAGAGCGGGCACUGUCCCUGGAUGAGAAGGGCUGGAGGAGGAGGCGUUUCCGAAACAGUCAGGAGGACCUGGCCCCUCGGAAUGGGGCCAGCCCAUCCAGGGGUUCCUUGCAGGACGAGGUUCCCGGGCCUUCCACCCACACUUGCUUCCCGCCUUGCCUGAGCACCUCCUUGCAGGAAAUCCCCACGUCCCGCAGGGCUCCGGGCAACGGCGGCAGGAGCCCCUCCUCAUGGGGUAACUGUGUCUCUGGAAUGAUUGGCACCUCCCUGGACCUCCUGCACCGUGACAGGGCCUUGGGUGGGAGCACCCCCAGGCUGGCCUGUGGGCUUCCCUCACGCCCACUGCCUGCCAUGGAAUGGAGCAUCGCCUCUGACUCCCUGCGGACAGCGCACAAGGUGGACGCGGAUCACACGGACUACAAGCUCCGCUUGCAGGCCAGGCUGUCCCGGGCCCACAGCAGCCUGGGCCCCGGCCGGCCCCCAAGCCCCCUGGCCUGCGACGACUGUUCCCUGCGCUCGGCGAAAUCCUCCUUCAGCCUCCUGGCACCCAUUCGUGCCAAAGAUGUCCGGAGCAGGAGCUACCUGGAGGGCAGUCUCCUGGCCAGCGGGGCCCUGAUGGGGGCAGAGGAGUUGGCCCGGUACUUCCCGGACCGGAACGUGGCCCUCUUCGUGGCCACCUGGAACAUGCAGGGCCAGAAGGAACUGCCUGCAAACCUGGACGAGCUCCUGCUGCCCGCCGAGGCUGACUACGUCCAGGACCUGUACGUUGUUGGCGUCCAGGAGGGUUGUUCCGACAGGCGGGAGUGGGAGACGCGCCUACAGGAGACUCUGGGCCCGCACUAUGUCAUGCUGCACUCGGUGGCCCACGGGGCACUCUACAUGUCCGUCCUCAUACGCAGGGACCUCAUUUGGUUCUGCUCAGAGGUGGAGACCUCCACGGUGACCACGCGCAUCGUGUCCCAAAUCAAGACCAAGGGGGCCCUGGGCGUCGGCUUCACUUUCUUCGGCACCUCCUUCCUCUUCAUCACGUCCCAUUUCACCUCUGGCGACGGGAAGGUCAGUGAGAGGCUGCUGGACUACAGCAAGACCAUCCAAGGCCUGGCCCUGCCCAAGAACGUCCCAGACACCUGCCCCUAUCGUUCUGACUCAGCGGAUGUCACCACCCGCUUUGACGGGGUGUUCUGGUUUGGAGACUUCAACUUCCGCCUGAGCAGCGGGCGCGUGUCUGUGGAGGCCAUCCUCAAGCAGGACCUGGGCGCAAGCGUGCCUGCCCUGCUGCAGCUUGACCAGCUCGCCCGUGAGAUGAAGAAAGGGUCCAUCUUCAAGGGCUUCCAGGAGCCAGACAUCCACUUCCUGCCGUCGUACAAGUUUGACAUUGGGAAGGACUCAUAUGAUACCUCGUCCAAGCAGAGGACCCCGUCCUACACGGACCGGGUCAUGUACCGAAGCCGCCACAAGGACGACAUCUGUCCACUCAAAUACUCCUCCUGUCCUGGGAUCAAGACCUCUGACCACCGCCCCGUGUAUGGCCUAUUCCGGGUGAAAGUGAGGCCGGGGAGAGACAACAUUCCGCUAGCUGCUGGCAAGUUUGACCGGGAACUGUACUUAAUAGGGAUUAAAAGACGGAUUUCCAAAGAAAUUCAGAGACAGCAGGCCCUGAAGACACAGCACUCCAGUGCCAUCUGCACCGUUUCCUGAAGAAGUUUGCCUGAGGGCUGUCACUUGCUGCCUGAAUCCCAGGAAAGAAUGGAAGAGGUUGCUGUUUGGAAGUUGCUCAGCCUCUGGGGACAGUGAUGACCCACUGCUAGAGGCCGUGCUACCUUGGCAAGAACCCGACAGGACUGUGAACCGCAUUGCAAGCGGGCCCUCAUCCCUGGACCAGAACCAGCUGCUUACUUACAAAUUUUCCCCACAGACACCCCAGCUUCCUUCUCAGGGCAGGCGGAGCUUGGGCCCAAAGCUGCCACACCACACCUCUCAAGCUGGCAACAGAGCCCGCACUCGGGCCAACCUGCGCUGCCUCCACGUUUGCACAUCGCAGCCACUCUAGCCCUUCCUCAUCUGAACACAGCUGGCCUGGUACCAGGGAGGCUGCUUGGUGUGGUGACCUGGGGCCCUGGAAUCCAUGGCACAUUUUGGGACCAAGCUGAGGCAGAGUUGGUCACCAGGUUGAAGCCAGACAACAUCCAGAGAGGGGGACCCCAGUCACUGCUACUGGGGUUGGGACAGAGGGUGUGGCCGAUGUUUCAGGGCUGGUUGAGCCCUUCAGCCAUGAUGCCACAUCCCUGUCCUCUUAGCUUUGCUGACUUCAGGCCAUUUGCUCACAUAACAUCACCACGAAUGGCAUAAAUAUAAGCAGUGCACUUGCCAGCCAGAGCAACUGCUGGAAGCUUA